Molecule: messenger RNA, 3543 nt
Organism: Meyerozyma guilliermondii ATCC 6260
Lineage: Eukaryota; Fungi; Ascomycota; Pichiomycetes; Serinales; Debaryomycetaceae
Gene: PYC2
Product: pyruvate carboxylase 2
Exons: 1
Coding region: 1-3543 (1180 amino acids)
Biological process (GO): gluconeogenesis; pyruvate metabolic process
Cellular component (GO): cytoplasm
Molecular function (GO): pyruvate carboxylase activity; metal ion binding; ATP binding
Source: RefSeq, a predicted model, not a curated record
AUGACUUCGCUUCUUUCCACUAGCUCGUCAGGCGACCACGCCAAAAUCAACCAGAUGCGUCGCGAGUCCACCGUCAUGGGUCCCAUGAACAAAAUUUUGGUCGCAAACAGAGGUGAAAUUCCUAUCCGGAUUUUUAGAACUGCCCAUGAAUUGUCGAUGCAAACGGUGGCAAUUUACUCCCACGAAGAUAGAUUGUCGAUGCAUCGACUCAAGGCAGACGAAUCGUAUGUGAUUGGUCACAAGGGUCAAUUUACCCCCGUGCAAGCGUACUUGCAAAUUGACGAAAUCAUCAAGAUUGCCAAAACUCACAAUGUCAACAUGAUCCAUCCAGGUUAUGGAUUUUUGAGUGAGAACUCAGAGUUUGCUCGCAAGGUUGAAGAAGCAGGCAUUGCUUGGGUGGGUCCUUCGUACAAGACCAUCGAUGCCGUCGGUGAUAAGGUGAGUGCUAGAACCUUGGCUAUCAAAAACGAUGUUCCGGUGGUUCCCGGUACUCCCGGUCCAAUUGAAGAUGUGGAGGAAGCCGUGAAGUUUGUUGAACAAUACGGAUACCCUGUUAUCAUCAAGGCCGCUUUUGGUGGUGGUGGAAGAGGUAUGCGUGUGGUGAGAGAAGGAGACGAUAUUGCCGAUGCGUUUAAGAGAGCCACUUCCGAGGCCAAGACGGCGUUCGGCAAUGGAACCUGUUUCAUCGAGCGUUUCUUGGACAAGCCAAAACAUAUUGAAGUCCAGUUGUUGGCCGAUAGCUACGGAAACGUGAUCCAUUUGUUCGAAAGAGAUUGUUCGGUUCAAAGAAGACAUCAGAAAGUGGUGGAAAUUGCUCCUGCCAAGAAUCUCCCUCGGUCGGUCAGAGACGCUAUUUUAACCGAUGCUGUCAAGUUGGCAACCCUGGCUAACUACAGAAAUGCUGGAACCGCAGAAUUUUUGGUGGAUGCUCAAAAUAGACACUAUUUUAUUGAAAUCAACCCAAGAAUUCAGGUUGAGCACACAAUCACCGAGGAAAUCACCGGGGUAGAUAUCGUUGCUGCUCAGAUUCAGAUUGCUGCCGGUGCUUCUUUGCAACAAUUGGGUCUUUUGCAAGACAAAAUCACCACCAGAGGCUUUGCCAUUCAGUGUAGAAUCACCACCGAAGAUCCAGCGAAAAACUUUCAACCUGACACGGGAAAAAUCGAGGUUUACAGAUCCGCAGGUGGAAAUGGAGUCCGUUUGGAUGGUGGUAAUGGAUUUGCUGGAUCGAUCAUUUCACCACAUUACGACUCGAUGUUGGUCAAAUGUUCUUGUUCGGGAUCCACUUUUGAGAUUUCUAGAAGAAAGAUGUUGCGUGCUUUGAUCGAGUUUAGAAUUAGAGGUGUCAAGACCAACAUUCCCUUUUUGUUGGCUCUCUUGACAAACGAGACGUUUAUCAGCGGGGACUGUUGGACUACAUUUAUCGACGACACUCCUUCGUUAUUCCAAAUGAUAAGCUCUCAGAACAGAGCCACCAAGUUGCUCAACUACUUUGGAGAUUUGAUUGUCAAUGGGUCUUCGAUCAAGGGUCAAGUGGGUGAUCCAAAGUUGCUUACCGAGGCUCUUAUUCCUGAGAUUGAUGAUCCUAAAACUGGUAAACCCAUCGAUGUGGACAAUGUGGCUCCUCCUAGAGGCUGGAGACAGGUUUUGUUGGAAGAAGGACCCGAGGCUUUCGCUGCCAAGGUUCGUAAAUUCAAUGGUACUUUGAUCAUGGAUACCACUUGGAGAGAUGCUCAUCAGUCACUUUUGGCUACCAGAGUCAGAACAAUUGAUUUGCUCAAUAUCGCCCCAACCACUGCUCAUGCUCUCAGUGGUGCUUUUGCUUUGGAGUGCUGGGGAGGUGCAACGUUUGACGUUUGUAUGAGAUUUUUGUACGAAGAUCCAUGGAUCAGAUUGCGCAAGUUGAGAAAAGCGGUUCCCAACAUUCCAUUCCAAAUGUUGUUGAGAGGUGCCAACGGAGUUGCCUACUCUUCGUUGCCAGACAAUGCCAUUGAUCAUUUUGUAUUGCAAGCGAAAGAAAAUGGAGUUGACAUUUUCAGAGUGUUCGAUGCUUUGAACGAUUUGGAACAGUUAAAGGUUGGUAUUGAUGCCGUGAAGAAGGCUGGAGGUGUUGUGGAAGCCACUGUUUGUUACUCGGGUGACAUGUUGAAGCCAGGCAAAAAGUACAACUUGGAAUACUACAUGGAAGUGGUGGACAAGAUUGUUGCAAUGGGAACCCACUUUUUGGGUAUAAAGGAUAUGGCUGGUACUUUGAAACCCAAGGCCGCUAAGAUGUUGGUGGGAGCAAUUAGAGCCAAGUACCCUGAUCUUCCCAUCCAUGUUCAUACCCAUGACUCUGCCGGUACCGGUGUCGCUUCUAUGACUGAGUGUGCCCGGGCCGGAGCAGAUGUGGUAGAUGCCGCAUCCAACUCCAUGUCUGGUAUGACUUCUCAGCCAUCUAUUAGUGCCAUUUUGGCUUCAUUUGAAGGAGAAAUUGAUGGUGGAUUGCUGGAAUUGAUGGUGAGACAAUUGGACAAUUACUGGGCUCAAAUGAGAUUAUUGUACUCUUGUUUCGAGGCCGAUUUGAAGGGACCAGAUCCAGAGGUUUACCAGCACGAAAUUCCAGGAGGACAAUUGACCAACUUGUUGUUCCAAGCACAGCAAUUGGGUCUUGGUGAAAAAUGGCUUUUGACCAAGCAAGCUUAUACUGUUGCCAACAAGUUGUUAGGCGAUAUUGUCAAGGUUACUCCAACCUCGAAGGUUGUUGGAGACUUGGCUCAGUUCAUGGUAUCCAACAAUCUUACCGAGGAAGAUGUUAACAAGUUGGCAUCUGAACUUGAUUUCCCCGACUCUGUUUUGGACUUUAUGGAGGGUUUAAUGGGCACACCAUACGGAGGAUUUCCCGAACCAUUGAGAACCAACAUGUUGGGCAACAAGAGACAAAAGUUGACGUCGCGUCCUGGACUCAACUUGAAGCCAAUUGACUUUGAAAGUGUCAAGCAAGAUUUGAUUUCCAAGUUUGGCCCGGAUAUUUCAGAGUGUGAUAUUGCUUCGUACAUUAUGUAUCCAAAGGUGUACGAAGAUUUCCGCAAGGUGCUUGACAAGUAUGGUGAUUUGUCAGUUGUUCCUACCAGAAGUUUCUUGAAGGGAAGCGGCAUCAAUGAGGAAAUCGAGGUGGAUAUCCAGCAGGGUAAGAAGUUGAUUAUCAAAUUGUUGGCAGUGGGAGAAAUUUCGCAGCAAACCGGUAGUCGUGAGGUCUUUUUCGAAUUGAAUGGUGAGAUGAGAUCUGUGACUGUGGAUGAUAAAACUUCGUCUAUCGAGACCAAAACCAGACCCAAGGCUACCCAGCCCAAUGAUGUGGGUGCCCCAAUGGCGGGAGUUGUCAUCGAGGUGAGAACUAAGCACGGAUACGAGGUGAAGAAAGGAGACCCCAUUGCGGUGCUUUCGGCGAUGAAGAUGGAGAUGGUUAUUAGUUCGCCGGUUUCCGGAAAAGUGGGCGACGUUCUUGUCAAAGAGGGCGAUUCGGUCGAUGUGAAUGAUUUGAUCACCAGCAUCCACAAGUAG